Messenger RNA from Ostrea edulis (European flat oyster), 720 nucleotides. Its product is annotated as craniofacial development protein 2-like. Gene Ontology annotation, biological process: chromatin remodeling. Gene Ontology annotation, cellular component: nucleus. Lineage: Eukaryota; Metazoa; Mollusca; Bivalvia; Ostreida; Ostreidae. Bases 1 to 720 code for a protein of 239 amino acids. The record is from RefSeq and is a predicted model, not a curated record. The transcript is spliced from 2 exons.
AUGAAGGACACAGCCAAACGAAACAUGUCAUAUCGGUCGGGGACCGAAAUACCAACGUCCGUGUUUUCCACUGAUGAGCUCCUGGUUAGAAGUGGAAAGUCAGCGACUGGAUCCAAGCAAGCCUUCAAGCUAACAUCCCAGAAGGCUAUCAUUGGUUCGUGGUAUUUUCGCCCACUUCAUGCUUGCGGCAAAAUGAAGGGACUAGAUCACGAGUUACAACACUACCAGUGGGAAAUUAUUGGACCCGCUGAGGUGAGAUGGACAGGGACAUUAUUGGACCCGCUGAGCGGAGAAGACACAAAACAUGAAUACGGCGUAGGCUUCAUCGUACGCAAAGCAGUCACUGGAUGCAUACUGAGCUGCACACCCAUCUCCAACAGGAUCAUAUCCAUCCGUGUGUCAGCCAAACCCAAGAACGUUACCAUCAUACAAGUGUAUGCCCCAACAUCGGAUCAUGAAGACCAAGAGGUAGAAGAAUUUUAUGAACAAGUGGAAAAUGUUACCAAGAAAGUGCCCAAGAAAGACAUCAUCAUCAUACAGGGUUACUUCAACGCGAAGAUCGGACCGCACGUCUUUGAGAUCUGGAUAGGAACAGUCAGCCAAUAUGGAACAAGUGAAACUAAUGACAGGGGACUACGUGCACUGGAGUUUGCGAGCAGUCAACGGCUCACCAUCGCCAACACCCUAUACCAACACAAGAUUUCCUGUAGAACAACCUGA